UAAUUUUCGUGUCUCCUCUCACUGGCACUGUCAUUGAACCUCUCGUCACCUCAACGGCUCUUCUUCUUUUUCUUCUUCUUUAACUCUGCAUUGAACCUUUGACAGCAGCAACAUGGUUCUCACAACUGAGGGCGCAACGAAUUCCGUUAAGGCGGUGGCCUUCAGUUUCUUAACGGAAGAAGAGUUACGGAGGAGUAGUCACGUGAAAGUCACCAAUCCCAUUUUGCUCGAUGCUUUGGAGCGUCCUGUGCCAGCUGGAUUAUACGACCCUGCGUUUGGUCCCCUCGAUGACAAGUCUCUUUGUAAAUCCUGUGGUCAAACUUCUAAACAUUGCCCUGGUCAUUUCGGUCAUAUUGAGCUUGUUUCCCCUGUCUACAACCCUUUGAUGUUCAAUAUUCUUAGCAGUAUUCUACAAAGAACUUGUUUCUCUUGCCAUCAUUUUCAGGCUAAAAGAGAGGAGGUGGAAAUGCGUACAUCCCAAUUAGAGCUCAUCAUGAAAGGGGAUAUUAUUAGGGCCAAAAGUUUGGAUUCUAUCAAUCAAGAUGAAUCCAUUGGUUUGGGUGAUGGUGACGAGAGCCAGUGUUGUGGUGCUGAGCAACUGGGAGAAAAUUGGACCUCCCUUCAAUUUAGUGAGGCAAUGUCUGUUCUAAGGAAAUUUCUGUUGCGGAAAUAUAAGAAGUGUCAAAAUUGCGGAGUUAUCAAUCCUAGAAUUACUAAACCAACCUUUGGAUGGUUUCAUGUGAAUGUUCUCUCAGCUGAUCAAGCUAGAGCAAAUAUCGUUAGAUCUGUGGCAAGUGAAACAACGAAUGAUGAUACAUCUUUAGGUAAUGGGGAUACAACAGAUGAAGAAGAUAUUACCUCUGCUAGGACAUCAAAAAGGGAUAAUAAGAAAAAUGGUAUAUUGUCUUACAAGCUUGCUGAGCAAAAUAAACUUUCUGGUUCUCUUUUACCAUCACAGGUUAAAGAUAUUUUAGAGCUUUUGUGGGAAAACGAGGCUCGGUUCUGUUCUUAUAUUAGUGAUAUUCAAGAUCAGGGUUUUGGGAAGAAAGCUGGUCACUCAAUGUUCUUUCUACAGAAUAUAUUUGUGCCACCAAUCAAAUUCCGUCCCCCAACUAAAGGAGGUGAUAAUGUGAUGGAGCAUCCUCAAACUGUUUUGUUGUCUAAGGUUUUACAGUGCAAUAUAUCCUUAGGAGAUGCCCAUCUAAACAAGGCAGAUUCUUCAAAGGUUCUAAGUCGGUGGAUGGAUCUUCAGCAAUCAGUAAAUGUGCUAUUUGACAAUAAAACUGCUUCUGGCCAGAGAGAUGUGGCUACUGGAAUUUGUCAGUUGCUGGAAAAGAAGGAAGGUAUCUUUCGGCAGAAAAUGAUGGGAAAGAGGGUUAAUUUUGCAUGCCGCUCUGUCAUAUCACCAGAUCCUUAUUUAGCUGUCAAUGAAAUUGGGAUUCCCCCGUAUUUUGCUUUAAGAUUAACGUAUCCUGAGAGAGUGACUCCCUGGAAUGUAGCCAAGCUAAGGACUGCUAUUCUUAAUGGUCCUGAAUCCCAUCCAGGUGCAACACAUUAUGCUGAUAAAGUAUCAAUAGUCAAGCUUCCUCCGAAAGGGAAAAUGCUUUCUUUGACAUCAAGGAAAUUACCAUCCUCAAGAGGGGUUAUUAUGCAUCAUGGAAAGAUAUAUGACCAAGAAUUUGAAGGAAAAGUUGUGUAUCGCCAUUUGAAAGAUGGUGAUGUUGUGCUUGUCAAUCGACAGCCCACACUCCAUAAGCCUAGUAUAAUGGCUCACAUAGUUCGUGUUCUGAAAGGGGAGAAAACUGUACGCAUGCACUAUGCAAACUGUAGUACCUAUAAUGCUGAUUUUGAUGGUGAUGAGAUUAAUGUUCACUUUCCACAAGAUGAAAUUUCCCGGGCUGAAGCUUACAAUAUUGUAAAUGCCAACAAUCAAUAUGUAAAACCUACAAGUGGUGAUCCAAUCAGAGCCUUGAUUCAGGAUCAUAUUGUAAGUGCUGCUCUUCUUACAAAAAAGGAUACUUUUCUAAGUUAUGAAGAGUUCAAUCAACUACUCUACAGUUCUGGUGUAUCCAUGGCUGGGCUAGGCUCAUUCUAUGGCAAACCUGGGCAGAAAGUUUUCAUGACAAAUUCUGAGAGUGAAAUGUUUCUGUUUCCUCCUGCAAUAUGGAAGCCUGAACCCCUUUGGACAGGAAAACAGGUUAUCAGUGCAUUGCUAUACUACAUCACCAGAGGUUCACCACCAUUUACUGUUGAGAAGAAUGCAAAAAUCCCAUCUAACUUUUUCAAGACUCGAAUCAGGAAGGGUAAAAAAUGCACUCGGGAUACAUCAAAAAAGAAUGAGCCUGAUGAGGAUAAAUUAUUGAUAUAUAGAAAUGACUUGGUGCGUGGUGUGGUUGAUAAGGCUCAAUUUGGUGACUAUGGUAUAGUACACACGGUGCAAGAACUUUAUGGGUCAAAUGUUGCUGGCAACCUGCUUUCUGCAUUAAGUCGGUUAUUCACUACCUUUUUACAGAUGCAUGGGUUCACAUGUGGAGUAGAUGAUCUUCUAUUAAUGGAAGGAAACGAUGUUGAAAGAAUGAAUCAACUCAAAAGUUGUGAGGAAAUUGGGGACAUUGUUCAUCGUGAAUUCAUUGGAGUGAUGGAUAGUGAUAAUAUAGAUCCAAUCACAAUGCAAUUGAAUAUUGAGAAAAAGAUACGCAGUAAUGGAGAAGGAGCCUUAACAUACUUGGAUAGGAAGAUGAUAAGCAAUCUUAACUCCAGAACAAGCUCAGGGAUAUUGAAAGAGCUACUAUCUGAAGGAAUAUUGAAACCCUCCGGAAAAAAUUGGAUUUCUCUUAUGACUACAUCUGGAGCUAAGGGUAGUAUGGUGAAUUUCCAGCAAAUAUCAUCUCAUCUUGGCCAGCAAGAGUUGGAAGGGAAGCGAGUCCCACGUAUGGUUUCUGGAAAGACCUUACCAUGCUUUCCUCCCUGGGAUUGUUCCCCUAGAGCAGGAGGAUUCAUUAUUGAUCGGUUUCUUACAGCUCUUCAUCCGCAGGAAUAUUACUUUCAUUGCAUGGCUGGUCGUGAAGGGUUAGUUGAUACUGCUGUCAAAACAUCUCGGAGUGGUUAUCUGCAAAGAUGCCUAAUGAAAAACCUUGAGUGUCUUAAAGUUUGUUAUGAUCAUACUGUCCGUGAUUCUGAUGGUUCAGUUAUUCAGUUUCACUAUGGAGAAGAUGGUGUAGAUGUCCAUCAAACUAGCUUUAUCACCAAAUUUGAAGCACUGUCAACUAAUAAAGAAUUGGUUUACAGCAACUGUUGCCGUCAGCUAGACAGAUCCAGUCCAUAUAUUAACAAACUGCCUGAUGCUCUUAAAGGAAAAGCAGAAAAUUUCUUUCGUGAUUUCUCCUUAAAACAGAAAAAUCAUGGUUCAAUGAAACGAAAAGAAUUCUUGAAGUUGAUGGAGCACAAGUAUCUCUCGAGUCUUGCUCAACCAGGUGAGCCAGUUGGUGUAUUAGCUUCUCAAUCUGUUGGAGAACCGGCAACACAGAUGACUUUGAAUACUUUCCACCUUGCUGGUCGAGGUGAAAUGAAUGUGACACUUGGAAUUCCACGCUUGCAAGAAAUUGUGAUGGCUGCUGCACGUGAUAUCAAAACUCCAUUUAUGACAUGUCCCUUGAGACCCAAAAAAUCUAUGGAGGAUGCUGUUUGUCUUGCUGACAAGUUGAAGAAGAUUACUGUAGCUGACAUAAUUGAGAGUAUGAAAGUUUCUGUUGUACCAGUAACCAUUCGUGGCGGUCAGAUUUGCAGUAUAUAUAAACUUGUGAUGAAGCUAUAUAAACCUAAACACUAUCCGAAGUACACUGAUAUUACCCUCGAAGACUGGGAGGAAACUCUCAGAGUAGUCUUCGUGAGAGCGUUGGAGGACGCCAUUGAAAAUCACAUGACAUUGCUUUCUAAAAUUAGUGGCAUAAAGAAUUUCAAGACAGAUCCACAAUCUAAUUCAAACAGCUCAGAAGAUGUUCAUAAUAAUGAAUCAGAAUCUCAGAAAAAAAGUCAAAAUAAUGAUGAUGACGAUGAUGACGGUGGUGUUGAAGACACUGAAGGGCAUGACGAUCUUGGUUCAGAUGCGCAAAAAAGAAAACAGCAAGGUACUGAUGAGGUUGAUUACGAGGAUGGUCCUGAAGAGGAAACACAUGAUGGUGAGCUGUCAGAGGAUUUUGAAGAAGGUGAUGAGGAUGGCAGUGAUAUUGACGUCAAUGAGGAUGAUAAUAAUUCUAAAGGACAUGAAAAACCCUCCAAGGGCAAGUCUAUUGAUGGAAAAGAUAAUUUGAAAUCUCAAAAGAAAAAAUCUAAACUAACAACAAAAAAAUAUGACAGGGCAGUUUUUGUGAAAGCUAAAGGGAUGCAUUUUGAGAUCCACUUUAAACUUACUGGUGAACCUCACAUUUUGUUAGCUCAGAUUGCUCUGAGAACAGCCAAGAAGGUUUGCAUCCAGAGCUUUGGAAAGGUUGGGGAAUGUAAAGCUAUUACAUGUAAAGAAAGUGGAGUUGUCUACUACGGUGAGGAUUGUAGUAAAAGGGAUGAUAUUCCAUCCUCAGUGAAAGAAAAAAUACCAGCACUUCAGACAUCAGGGGUACAUUUUGAAACAUUUUGGGAGUUGCAAGAUGAUCUUGAUGUUAGGUAUAUUUAUUCAAACAACGUCCAUGCUAUGCUAAAUGCUUAUGGUGUGGAAGCAGCCAGAGAGACCAUCAUUAGGGAAGUACAGAAUGUUUUCAAGUCUUAUGGGAUAUCAGUAAAUAUCCGGCACUUGACCCUCAUUGCCGACUUUAUGACGCACUCUGGUGGCUAUCGUCCCAUGAACCGAACUGGGAGCAUAGCAGACUCUACAUCUCCUUUCAUUAAAAUGUGCUUUGAGACAGCCUCCAAAUUUAUUGUUGAAGCUGCUUAUCAUGGGCAGGUGGAUAAUUUGGAGACUCCUUCUUCUAGAAUAUGUCUUGGUUUGCCAGUGAAGAUGGGAACUGGGUGCCAUGACUUGAUACAGAAGUUGGACAUAUGAUGCAAUUGGCAUGUUCUCUAUAUAACUUUGGGCACCACAUACACAUGCCUGUAAUUCCUGGCAAAUUUUGAUACCAUAAUUGUACAACUAACGUUCUAAUUUUUUUGAAAGCCAUUUUCAUUUGGCUGGAAAGUAAUUGGUGGUAGUGUAGCAUAGUUUGAAGUGCCAUUCUUCGUCCAAUAUUUUUUAUAUAUAGGUAUGGUAUAAUGAGUAGCUUUUCUACUGUCUUGAUUUUCACGGUUGUUCUAAUGUACAACAUUUACACACAAUUUAAAUAUCUAUUUUGUUUUGUAAAUUUUAAAUGCAUUUGUUGAGGAUCCUUAUUUUAAAAUGUGUAUCGUUUUAUUAGAAUUGCGAACGGAUAGGGUUAAUUUCAUCUCUGGAAGUUAAUUGAAGGAGAUUGGAUUUGGAGUUAUUUUAAGUAGCAC
Molecule: messenger RNA, 5463 nt
Organism: Abrus precatorius (Indian licorice)
Lineage: Eukaryota; Viridiplantae; Streptophyta; Magnoliopsida; Fabales; Fabaceae
Product: DNA-directed RNA polymerase I subunit 1
Exons: 21
Coding region: 113-5035 (1640 amino acids)
Biological process (GO): DNA-templated transcription
Cellular component (GO): RNA polymerase I complex
Molecular function (GO): DNA-directed RNA polymerase activity; DNA binding
Source: RefSeq, a predicted model, not a curated record